AUGCCGACCCCACGCACCGCCGCGUCGCGCGAUCGCGCCUCUCGCGCGGUUGGCGCCUCUACGGCGAUCGGCCUCCCGGGGUUUGGGUUCGGUGGCUACGCCGGUUCUUCGUCGCUUCGAGACGAACACGGCAGCGCGGAGGAGAUUUUGGACGACGACGUCGCGAGCGCGCUUCGACGGUGCGCGCAAAAGUCGUCGACGGCGACAAAGAUGAAAGCGUUACGCGAGCUCGGCGACGCGCUUUUUGAUUCGAACGGGGAGGCGAGAAAAUCAGCGGAGGCGCUGACGGCGAUCGCGCGACCGUGGAGUCGGGCGUUUGAUCGAUUGGUUGGCGACGGCGACGUUGGGUGUCGAAGAGACGCGAGCGCGCUGAGCGGAAAGUUAGCGGUGGCGUGCGGGAAGUCGUUGGGAAGGCUGUUGAAGACGACGCCGUUGAUGGGUGCUUGGGUAAAGGCGAUGUGCGAUCCCGCGAGCGAAGUCGCGGAGGUCGCGAGAGAGGGGUUUGAGAAAACGUUUACGAGCGAAGAGCGGCGGGCGAUGGCGCUCGCGCGAGCGCACGAUGCGAUUAUGAGUGAUUUGAUCGAUUGCCUCAAGCGUCGAGGGCCGCAGGAUAUGGUUUUCAAGGAUGGGACAGAGACAGAGCGGCACGCGCGGUUCGAGCUCAGCUCUCGCUCGGCGCUCGGUGCGGUGAGGUUUGUGUGCGAACGCUUGUGCACGUUCCAGGGCGACGACAGCGAUGGCGCUGCGAAGAAAUUUGGCGCGCUCUUGGACGAACUGUCGUGCUUCAAGACGCAGAUUAAGGGUGAAUUUUCGUCCAUUCGUCGCGAUGCGUACGUCACGCUCGCUGUGAUAUCGAAAAAGUCGGCGGACAACGCUCUCACGCCGGCGUGGCGAGACGUGCUUCGCGGUCAAAUGCCGAAGGUUGCCUCGACCAGCUUCGACCUCUUGACGUCCGAGACAGAGCCCGGGGCGAUUCGAGAUAUGUGGGAACUCAUUUUAUGUCUCAUCACGUCAACGCCCGACGCGUGGGACGCAAUCGAUAUUGAGAAAGAUUUCAUGCACGCUCUGCGUAAGCACUUCAAGCGCGGGAGCUACGGAGCCGCGGGCGUCUCAGCGCCGUCAUUGCUCCCUCUGUUAGCACACAUGCCUCCGAAAUCGUUGAGCUCUCGCGACGCCGAGGGCGCAGCAAUGGGUGGGCUCGUCGGUAUCUUAGACGCCGUCUUCACCGGUUGGAGUCUUCUUAGUGCGAGCGCCGUGCGCUCGAACGAGGCGCGGGAAACUUUGCCCGCGAUGCGUGAGGGCGUCUUGUACGGGGUGUUGAAACUCGCACCCACGACAGAUCACGCCGAGGAGUGCGCGACGCGCGUAUUGGUCGAUCGCGUCGUCGGUAUAUGGAUGCGAGAAUUUUUAGCGCGCGGCGACGCGAUGGCGCUCGAUUUGAUGUGCGACGCGUUGAACAUUUUGGGAUCCAAGCCGCACGCGAAGAGCGCCGUCAUCGAGGCCUGGGCAAAGCUGAGUGACAUCACCGAAGACGCACUAAACGAUCCCGAGCAAGGUGAACACGCGAGUGCGAUGUACGCACGAUUGUGCACGUCCGGGAAAGUCACCGCGUUCGCCGAAGCCACAGCGCCAUUUGCGAGAGCGGUGUUAGAGCAAGCGAAGACGUCGCCGUCAACGCAAACGAUGCAAAGAUUGGCGGAUCUCGUCGAAAGUCUCGGUGUUGCUCCGUUCAACGGCGCACAAAACUUGAUGGAUUUAUGCCUUCGCGCGCCCGCGCCGCCGAACGCCGGGGCGGUCAUCGCCGCCGUGCUCAAGCACGAAGCUGGCUUGUGGGAUACCGUGCUUGGCCGCACGAUGCGGGCUAGCUCAGAAGAUUUCUCGAGCGUCGUCGUUCUCACUGACACGGUUCGAGCGACAAAAAACGCCUCGAGUUUGAAGUGUGACGCAAUGGAUGACAUCGUUCGUCGAUGCGCGUCUCAGUCGAGUUUGGAAUCGUGUUCAAACUUAUUGAUCGCCGUGGCGGAAGCUGGCUCGAUAGUUUCGGCGAGUGCAUCUCGCGACGUAUUCGAAAGUCUCUCAUCCGGCGAAAGAGAAGGACCUGGCCGUAAAGCGCUGCGUUCGUGGAUCUGGCCACCGCCAACGGAUGCCGAAGUCACCGCAUCUUGGUCCGUCGCGAUAGGAGUGAUGUUCGCUGAUGUGCUCUUGGAGAGUCAACUGAACGUUGAGUGCGUCAUUCACGAAGCCGCAAACGAAAGCGAUAGUGAGCACGAGGUGGAGUACGUGGAAAAACAUCUAGGCGAGACUCAGCGUGAGUGGCGUUCAAUCGAACGUGACACUCAACGAAUUGCGGAGCUUUCAUACGACGCGAGGAACUCACUGGCGAUGGCCAUUGUGCAAGCGGCGGCGGCGAUGGCGCGAACGCAGCAUCUGGGUGAGUCGGAAUUAGUGUUCAGAUUAUGGGCACAGAUCAGCAUCCACGCGCUUCGAUCAUUCAAACUAAGCGACGAUGUGAGCGCGAAGUGUUUCGUGGACGAGAUCACCGAGAGCGUGGACGACGAAGUGAACUUUUACUGGCUUGACGCCGUCGCGCGGGAAAUUGGUUGGACAUCUUUGCUCGCCGCAAUGCACGCCGACGACCGCAUCACUUUCACCAUUGACGCCUUGUCAUUGCCCUCCAGUGAAAAUAAAGUUUUCACUGCCGCGAUUUGCGGAGACAAGAAGCUCAGAAACGUCACGUUCUCGUCACUCAUCGACGCCAUGGUCGCCGCACCUUCAGAGGAUGAAUCCGUGGAGGACGCGCUGCUGAAUUUUUUACGCACAUUACGGGACGUCGACGCGGCAUGGAUCGACAGUCAAUACGAAGUCGUGCGGUACUUUGUGAGCACAUCUAAACCAUCGAUUGAUGAGCGUUCGCGUCGGCUUACGCGCCUUCUCCCGUGGCUGCUUCCUUCGGACAUGUCAGGUGGUGAACAUGCUGGGCAGUUCAUCUCUGAACUUGUUCGCGAUACAAUCGUAGGAGUCGAGAAUCGUCGUCGGCCGCUCGAUGGCACGCGGUUCGAGCUCAUCGCUGCGUGUUUCAGUCGUCACGAUGACGUAGAUGGAUCGAGCUUCGUACAUUCACUUCAAGACGAAGCGUGCGCACCACUCAUGGAGGUGUAUCGUGCAAUCGCAACGCGUGAGGCGGCCGAGGCCGCGGCUAGCGCCGCCGCGGCUCGUUUCGGCGGCGACAGAUCCGGUACCUCUGCUGAAACACGCACUAGCAAUGCGGAGGCCGGAAUAGCUGCGCUCACAGCGGCCAUCAUUCGACGCACUGCGUCGAGUUUCGAAUCUAGAGAUUGGGGUGCCGUCGUUGGGCGACUCGAUGCGUGGACGGCUCGAAGGGUGAAGAGCGCGGAAGUCUAUGCCGACGGUGAUGCCGUGGACGGCGACGACGGAUCACGUGCUUUGAGCGACGCCGCGAUGGUCAUAUGUCUCAUCGACUCGCUACCGAUGGAGCUGCUCGAACCGAAAGACAAGCCGUCGUCAGGUGACCUCGUGCCAUACGCCUCUCACGGAGCUGCGGCUAUGACAGUCGCCAAAGCACUCGCGCACGCCGGUUGGCCUCGCGAGCGAGCGGACAUAAUUGAACGAUUAUACCGAUGCGUCAUCCUAGCUGGCACUGAGCUUCACGAUAUCUGUGAGGAUGAGGAUGAAGAACGACGCGCCGCGUUUUGGGCGCGAUGCUGCAGCGAGACGCUCAUGUGGACGCGCGUGGCUCAGCUGGCAUGCGCAAAUGCUCCGACGAAUUUGAGCGCAUUACACGCAGGUCUUGCCGUAGACAACCACGACGCUUCUUGCGAGACCAUAUCGGCUCUGUAUCGAUUACUAACUGCGAAUGGCGUCACUAGAGACGACGAGGCUACCGAGGCACUGCGUCGCGCGGCAUAUGGUAUGCUUGCGAGCAAGACGCUCAUGCAGUCGGCGGUGGUCGGCAUCGAUGCGAGCAUCUCCGAUGUCGCCAAAGUUGAGAGCGCUCUCGAUGCCGCGCUUGCAGCGGUGGAUGAAAAUGAAAACGCAUCGGUCGAGAAUUUUGGGACUCCAGCGGUGAGCGCUGGAUUGCGAGAAGAUUUGGCGGCGCUUUUAUCCGGUGAGGUCGACGCACCGCACACCGUCGUGCUCCUCGGUUGGGCCCUGCUACUUCGCUACAUUCUCUCACUAUCGAUAGGUUCGUCUUGCAGAGAGCGUUUGGUGAACUACACGCGCGAGACGAAGGCGGUGGCGACGCUCAUGCGAGACAUCACACAGUCGAUGCCGCUUCCGGAGUCUAUGGAUAUUGAAAGCGAAUCAGACGCCCCUUUGGCUUGGCGAGGGAUCGACUGGAGUGAUCCCACGUCGCCAACUCAAAUAUUCGACCCGAGACUCUCGCUCGAGGUGCUCAUUUAUGGCGCUACCCUACACGCGCUACCGGCGAGCGUUCGAACCUUUGUGAGCGACAUGAAACCGCAGCGAGAUGCAAAGCUUCUCGAAGCCGCCACGGCGGCAACGGUGUCUCCAGCGCUCAUUGCGGACGAAUUCCGAGCCGUAUCCGCGAUGACCUUCACCUCCGAUGGCUCCGGGUCGCUCACGGUGAAACCUUCGGUGAACACGCGAGAGGUGUUGACGACGUACGAAAUUGACGAGUCGUCUCUUCAGCUCGCCGUAAAGCUCCCGAAUUCCUACCCCCUCGCCCCCGCCGAGCUCGUGUGUGCCGAGCGCGUGGGUGUCUCCGAGGCCCGCCUACGCAAGUGGAUGCUCGGUAUCUCCGCCAUACUCAAGCACCAAAACGGCGCCGUCGCCCAAGGCUUACUCCAAUGGCAGCGCAACAUCGACGCAGAGUUUGCCGGCGUCGAACCGUGCCCGAUCUGCUACGCCGUCCUCCACCCCGUGGACCACCAGAAGCCACGCAUGUCCUGUCGACAGUGCUCAAACACGUUCCACGCCACGUGUCUCUACACCUGGUUCCGUUCGAGCUCGAAAUCGUCCUGUCCGCUCUGCGUCACCCCGUGGGGCGCGACGUACCGUUGA
This is a messenger RNA of Ostreococcus tauri, 5043 nucleotides long. Its product is annotated as Zinc finger, RING/FYVE/PHD-type. NCBI's taxonomy places the organism in Eukaryota, Viridiplantae, Chlorophyta, Mamiellophyceae, Mamiellales, Bathycoccaceae. The transcript is spliced from 2 exons. The record is from RefSeq and is a predicted model, not a curated record. Gene Ontology annotation, biological process: ribosome-associated ubiquitin-dependent protein catabolic process; rescue of stalled cytosolic ribosome. Gene Ontology annotation, molecular function: ubiquitin protein ligase activity; ribosomal large subunit binding. Gene Ontology annotation, cellular component: cytosol; RQC complex. The coding region runs from base 1 to 5043 and encodes 1680 amino acids.